This is a messenger RNA of Electrophorus electricus (electric eel), 1441 nucleotides long. RefSeq names its product solute carrier family 10 member 4 (gene slc10a4). Gene Ontology annotation, molecular function: bile acid:sodium symporter activity. Gene Ontology annotation, cellular component: membrane. The record is from RefSeq and is a predicted model, not a curated record. NCBI's taxonomy places the organism in Eukaryota, Metazoa, Chordata, Actinopteri, Gymnotiformes, Gymnotidae. Gene Ontology annotation, biological process: bile acid and bile salt transport.
GAGAGCUCGAGGCGCAAUGGAAACCCCGAGCGUGCCCAGCACCGACGCAGCCAUCGCUGCGCUCAAGCUGCUCCUAAACUUCACGCAGGACCCCGCCAACGUCUCCGAGGUCCAGGAAAGUUUCAGAGACGACCUCGGCUUGACCGGUUUCCACGUCACGGAAGCCCCGGUGUCUUCUGUCGCUAGUACGCUCGGGACUGCGUUGACACCCGCGGGGCUGCUGUCGGGUCCCUUCGCGCUGACGGAGGGACCCGCGCGCCUGAGCGUGCAGUUCUGGGACUCGCCGCUGAGCCACGGCAUUAACGUGUUCGUGGGAUUCGUGCUGUGUUUCACCAUGCUGGGCCUCGGGUGCACGGUGGAGGUCACCCAGCUGGGCGCCCACAUCCGCAGGCCCGUGGGCGUGCUGCUGGCCGCGAUCUGCCAGUUCGUCAUCAUGCCCUUGCUCGCGUUUCUGCACGCGCUGGCCUUCUCUCUCGACGACGUGGCUGCUAUAGCGGUGCUGCUGUGCGGGUGCUGUCCCGGGGGAAAUCUGUCUAACAUUAUGUCACUUCUAGUCAACGGCGACAUGAACCUCAGUGUUAUUAUGACCAUCUCCUCGACCCUCCUGGCGCUCGUGUUCAUGCCGCUGUGCCUGUGGGUUUAUAGUCGCGCGUGGAUCAACACGCCAGUGGUGGACCUGCUGCCGUUCGGCGCGAUCACCCUCACGCUCCUCGGCACGCUCAUUCCCAUCGGCGUCGGAGUGGCUCUUAGGUACCGAUACUCCCGCGCGGCGGACGCCGUCCUGAAGGUGUCGCUGUGGUCUCUGCUCGUCACGCUGGUGAUGUUGUUCAUUAUGACGAGCACCAUGCUGGGGCCCGAGCUGCUGGCCACCAUCCCCGCCUCCGUCUACCUGGUGGCCGUGUUCAUGCCGAUGGCGGGAUACGCCGCCGGCUACGGCGUGGCCAAGCUCUUCGACCUGGAACCCUCGAGCUGCCGUGCCGUCUCCAUGGAGACGGGCUGCCAGAACGUGCAGUUGUGCACGGCCAUCCUAAACCUUGCCUUCCCGCCGCAGCUCGUGGGCGGAAUGCACAUGCUCCCGCUGCUGUACGCGCUCUUCCAGUCGGCCGAGGCCGGAAUCUUCAUCCUCGCCUACCGCACCUACCGGCGGGAGGUGCUGCACAAGCAGGAGCCAUCCACAGGUUCCGACCACGACACCAACAUCACGUACAAGACGCUGGGGGAGGAGGAUGCACCGCUUGAUACAGCGUACGGAGCCACAGCCUCGCUUGAACCCGAUGCCAUCGCCAUGGAGACACGCGAGGCGGAGGGAAGCCCCAUGCCUGUGUAGGAGCCAGUCUGUGAGAUGACAGCCCCACGUUCCACAUCUGCUAAUUAUGACAUCACAAAGUACUUAAGCAUCACCACCAGCAACCAGCAGCAAAUAAAGUUUCAGUACAUUUUC